Molecule: messenger RNA, 1739 nt
Organism: Contarinia nasturtii (swede midge)
Lineage: Eukaryota; Metazoa; Arthropoda; Insecta; Diptera; Cecidomyiidae
Gene: Fitm
Product: fat storage-inducing transmembrane protein
Exons: 2
Coding region: 191-1312 (373 amino acids)
Biological process (GO): lipid droplet organization; lipid storage; phospholipid biosynthetic process
Cellular component (GO): endoplasmic reticulum membrane
Source: RefSeq, a predicted model, not a curated record
CCAUUUAUUUUGACUGAUAAUUACAUUGUCAUUAUGACACUAAAAUUUGCUUCAGCUGAAAAAUUAGUCAAAACGACAGAAAUCAGGGAAAAAAUGAUAAUCAGCUAAUUUGUUGUAAAUUCGUAAAAAAUCAGAGAUCAUUAUCAAAUCAACGUGAAACGAAGGAAAAAACGGUAUUUUUGAUUUGGAAAUGGCAUCAAAACGAAAAAUGACAUCCAGUUCAACGAACAUGAACUUUCGUCCGACGGGAUAUGAUCCACAACGUCAAGAUACAAAAGGCACACGACCGACAUCGAAUCCGACCACCGUACGUGAAGUUCUGCUUCAAGUGCUAAUGUUUUUGUGUAAAAAAAUCAUAUUCUUCGAUGUAAAUCUCAAAGUGGCUUUAUAUUUGGGUAGUUUAUUUUUAGUGUCAUUAAUCGGUGACUUUGCACCAUAUCCAAAAACGUAUUUUGCGCGAUCUGAUAACAUUUUCAAUGUUUACUUUGUGAAAUGGGGUUGGGCAUGGACAUUAGUAUUAAGUGUACCAUAUCUCGUAUUGACGUCAUUCAUUUUAUGUUGUGGAAAUCGAGGGAAACUAUUCAAAGAGCAUUUACCGCGCAUUGUAAUUGCAACAUUUUUCUGGCUUACGUGGACCAAAGCAUUUAACUUUAUCGAAACAAUGUACGGACGAUGCAAUGCAAAAGGUGUUGAUACAAAAAUUGCAUGUUUGAAAGGUGGCCACUUUUGGCAUGGAUUCGAUAUAUCUGGUCAUGCAUUUAUAUUGAUUUACUCGAGUUUGGUGUUAAUCGAAGAGGCAAAACCGAUCAUCGGCUGGGAAAAUAUCAAAGAACAUCUACGAAAUGAGGAUCAUAAUCGAAAUACACGUGAGGAUUCAUCAUCGAAUCCAUUACGAAAUCUUGAAGACGAUGAAUUUCAAACCGUUAAAGAAAUGUAUGAAAAAUAUACGCCAUUAAUUCGAAUUUUAUUCAUUUCAAUGACUGCCUUACAAUUGUUGUGGGACGUAAUGUUGGUAUGCACAAUGCUCUACUAUCACAAAAUGAUCGAAAAGGUGUUGAGCGGAAUAUUUGCAAUUCUCACAUGGUUCUUUACAUAUCGUGCUUGGUAUCCAGCCCAUUCACUGCUACCGAAUUCGGUUGGCCAUGGUAAAUUUCUGUAUCAAAAAGUAAAACCGCAACCGGCCGUACCGUUUCGAAAACAAUCUCUCAACUAUGGCAAUGCGGGACCAUCAAAUCGAUCAAACGAUGUGCCGAAAUUUAUGGGAAUGCCAAUUUAUCAACAAAAACCCGUCACCGUGACUACAACCGAAUAAAUCCUCAAAGAACAAAACAAAUCUUAGUUCUUAGCACAUCCGGUGAAUGGUUCCCGAUUGUUUUUUCUCAAGAAACAUAUUUUUUUUUUUGCUUAAUUUAUACUUAGGUUUAAAAUUUGAUUGGGAAACUUAAUGGUGCCGUUUCAAACAAGAUUCAAUUGAUAUUUAACUGCAUUUUUUUAUCGAAUGCUAAAUGCUUUGGAAUAUAAGUUAAAUUGUUAAAACAAAACUACUCACUCACUUCAAUUAACAGAACUUUUUUUUUCUAUUAACAUUAGUGUUCUACAUAGUAUACAUAUAAAUGUAAUUUGCGCCUAUGGGAAUGUUUGUUGAGUGUCCUUUUUGGUCGAUUGUUAAACAUAUUUUUGUAAAUAAAGUCUAAACAUCAAAUGGAAAUAAAGCGAAAAAAUCAACGAAAAAAAUGGAA